This is a messenger RNA of Bombus impatiens (common eastern bumble bee), 1633 nucleotides long. RefSeq lists its product as uncharacterized. The coding region runs from base 1 to 1386 and encodes 461 amino acids. Lineage: Eukaryota; Metazoa; Arthropoda; Insecta; Hymenoptera; Apidae. The transcript is spliced from 3 exons. The record is from RefSeq and is a predicted model, not a curated record. Gene Ontology annotation, molecular function: nucleic acid binding. Gene Ontology annotation, biological process: DNA integration.
AUGCCUCUUGGACAGAGCUGGUCCACUACAUUUCGUGUAGUGUUCCAUGAUACUUCAUGGGUAGAGGUGUUCCAUGACACUUCCUGGGCCGAUGUGUUCCAUGACACUUCAUGGGCAGAGGGGUUCCACGACACUUCCUGGGCCGAGAUGAAAUCCGUACUCUCCGAACAGAUCGAAAUUCUGCAACGACUCAAUCCAUUUCUGGACAAGGACGGGAUGUUGCGAGUCGGAGGCCGACUCAGCCACUCACCAAUGCCUUUCAAUCAGAAACAUCCAAUCAUUCUACCCAAAUCCUCAGUUACAGUGCUCAUAAUCGAGCAUGAACACCUCCUGAAUCUCCACUCCGGAACUCAAGCUACCUUAUAUGCCCUAAGAAGAUCUUAUUGGCUUAUCGACGGCCGUAGUCAAGUUUGGAGUACGCUGAAGUGGAUAGUCAAGUUUGGAGUGGCUGCGUCCGUUGCUGCUGCUUACGUAUUGGGCGAUCUUCCAGCUGCACAGAUAACGGAAUCUCGGCAUUUACCAACGUCGGAAUCGAUCAUUAGGGACCGUGUUACAUCAAAGAAUGAAAGGAUCGUAGCCGACGAAAAAUCAAGCAUUGCUGCUCUGCGAAGAUUCAUCGCUCGCCGAGGAUUCUGUGUAACAAUCUACUCUGAUAACGGUACCAACUUCGUUGGCGCCAAUAACGAAUUACGAAAGCUCCGAAACCUCCUGCAGUCCGACGAUCAUAAGGUUCAGUCCUUUUUAGCUGAUCGACGGAUCGAAUGGCGCUUCAUUCUUCCCAACUCAUCUCACUUCGGCGGGUUGUGGGAGGCUGCAGUGAAAUCCUUCAAACGACAUCUCAGACGUGUCGUAGGUAACGAGCUUUUAACAUUCGAAAACUUCAACAUACUUAUCAUUAAAAUUGAGUCUAUCCUCAAUUCUCGUCCUCUGACUCCAAUAUCAUCAGAUCCAAACGAUCUUCUUGUCCUUACUCCCAGUCACUUCCUCAUCGAAGAUUCACUAACAAGUUUUCGAGAACGAGAUUUCAGAGACACUCUAUCCAAUCGUCUCUCCAGCUGGCAAUAUAUUCAAAAACUCAAACAACAUUUCUGGCGCCGCUGGCAUUGGGAGUAUCUGAACGAGUUGAAUACCCGAAACAAAUGGAGCAAGGGCAGUCACGGCAUACGAGAAGGCACCAUCGUCAUUCUCAGAGAAGACAACGUUCCUCCAAUGCAAUGGCCAUUGGGCAGAAUCAUCAAGAUCCAACCCGGCGCAGACGGUAUCAUACGGACGGCUACCGUUCGAACGGCAACGAGCAUUCUGGAUCGGAGCAUCAAGCGGAUGGUACCACUACCGAGCAGAUCGACUCCAGAUGACUCCGAAACAAUCAACAGCACCGAAGUCUGACAAGAGAUCCAUCUCACAACAUCACACCAUACCACUUAAUCGGUACCCUCUCAAUGGGGGGAGUAUGUUACGCCACGAGACUUACCACAGGUUUUUCUAACCGUCGCUCGCAGUCCUACAGUGUCGCAGACAGAUCGUCUUAUCUGCCCGACGGAACAUAUACAAUGUAUCGACGAGCGCAUAGUUGUCACCAAGCAGCGAGUUCUAGAAACGUUGAUUUUGGUCCGUUACGUUUUCCACACAAGAA